This is a messenger RNA of Coccidioides posadasii C735 delta SOWgp, 1805 nucleotides long. RefSeq lists its product as uncharacterized. NCBI's taxonomy places the organism in Eukaryota, Fungi, Ascomycota, Eurotiomycetes, Onygenales, Onygenaceae. Gene Ontology annotation, molecular function: protein binding. The record is from RefSeq and is a predicted model, not a curated record.
ACCAACCAAUCCAUUCAUAUUCUCCUAGUACACAAACAAAUCUCAACAUACUUGGGUUCCACUCAUGGUAGCCUCAGCAUCUUUCAACUUGCUGCGUCAACAGGGCCAGGGUUCUCUAUCUUUGCCAGCAGGGAGCUACAUCUAUUCCCUAUGCCGGAGUGGCAGUGAUGCGUUGGCUGCCAUCUCAUCAGAUAACUCGCUGCGGCGUUUUGAUCGGCAGACUUUGAAACUCCUACCCGAUGGAGUGGUCACGGAUGUUCACUCCGGAAGCAAUGGCGGGGUCACUUGUUUAUGCGCGGUUGAUGGAGCCAUUUCCGAAGCCGGUCCCCUGCUGGCUACUUCAGGAAGGGAUGGAACCGUAAGGCUCUGGGAUAGUAGGGCGAUGAAUCACGGCGCUGUUUCCGUUUUUUUGACCGGAAAUGAUAAGAGACCCGCUCUUCUUUCACUCGCAUGUAACCCAGCAAUAUACAGCAUAGUUGCAGGUAGCGAAUUGGUAUCUGCGCAAGCAGCACUGUCUUUCUGGGACCUUAGAUCACCGGGUCAACCUCGCAUGCAAUAUGUAGAGAGCCACAAUGAUGAUAUAACCGAGCUGUGUUACCAUCCUACCCGCAACGAUGUGCUUCUCUCUGGAAGCACUGAUGGCCUUGUUAAUGUCUACAAUACCACGAUCGCAGAGGAAGACGACGCACUGCUGCAGAUCAUCAACCAUGGAUCGAUUCAUCAUGCCGGGUUCAUUGGAGAUAAGGCCAUUUAUGCCCUCAGCCAUGAUGAAGUCUUCUCAAUCCACCCAUUUAACGAUCCUGAUCAAAACAUAGUGGAGCCUGCUCCUAUUCAGUUCGGUGAUCUUCGCUCUGCAUUACAUUGUGAUUAUGCUGUGGACAUUUUGGUUGAUGGAGGGAUAUAUGCCGCUGUGGGAAGCACCAGGGAGCAAACACUUGACUUGGUACCUAUUGUCGCCUCACCAGAGUUUCACUUUGAUCAGGCAAAGGUUUGGCGACUGCCAGGCGCACACGGUGAAGAAAUCGUUCGUUCCAUGUUAUUGGACAGUCAGUCUCAGACUGUCUUCACCUGUGGAGAAGAUGGCCAUGUACGAUUAUGGAGAGAAGACAGCGAGAUGAUCAUACAGAGUGACACAAAAUCUGCAGACGAGCCCAAAGUCAAGACCCGCCCGGAUUCACAAGCUCAUGACGGGAAACACUCGAGGAAUAAGGAAACGCGGAAAGAAAAGCGGCAUAAAGAUAAACGAUACAAACCUUACUGACAACACCGUUUUGUUUGCUUCGAUUUUUUUGAGGUCACGCGCGGAAUUAGCUAGCCCGUCCGGGUUCCCACCUUAGUACCCAAGGCCUUCGUCUCAAACCCUGGAUAACAUGUACCGUAUCCAGUAGGUUUCGAUGCAUAUCUCCUAUGCUACUAGUGACAAGACGCAGCCGCGUAUAAUUUUAUAUUUAUCAUUUGACAUAUCUGUUAUCUAAGUCUCCAGCUUUCGUGUCAACUCGAAGAAACCGUGCUACGACCCUUUUCCGCUCCAAGGAUCACCAUCCCAGCCGUUGGGAAUUUUCAAUUGGCCAACGAAGCUAGCGAGUGAGUCAAAUUAAGCAUUGCCCCAAAUCUCGGACGGCUCAUCCCGCCUGGCGUGUUCGUCUGUGCACAUCUCCCGGAGUACAGCCAAUCAAAGUGACAGACACCCACACCAGAAAGUUGGCGGAGCCGAGAACGGGUGCCGGCACUUCGCUUCGUCGCUGAAACUUUUGUCCUGCGAACUCAUUCAACAUUGUACUUCGUGCUCCGUACUCCGUAGAUAC